Messenger RNA from Knipowitschia caucasica, 615 nucleotides. The record is from the annotation of a GenBank genome assembly. NCBI's taxonomy places the organism in Eukaryota, Metazoa, Chordata, Actinopteri, Gobiiformes, Gobiidae.
AUGGCAGAUGACGCGGAUAUGCGCAAUGAGCUGUCAGACAUGCAGCAGCGUGCAGACCAGCUGGGUGAUGAGUCACUGGAGAGCACCCGUCGUAUGCUACAGCUGGUGGAAGAGAGCAAAGAUGCUGGUAUUAGGACUUUGGUCAUGUUGGACGAACAGGGAGAGCAACUGGAGCGCAUCGAGGAGGGAAUGGACCAAAUCAAUAAGGACAUGAAGGAUGCAGAAAAGAAUUUGAACGAUCUAGGGAAAUUCUGUGGUCUUUGCUCCUGUCCAUGUAACAAGAUGAAGAGCGGAGCCAGCAAGGCCUGGGGUAACAACCAGGACGGCGUGGUGGCCAGCCAGCCCGCCCGCGUGGUCGACGAGCGCGAACAGAUGGCCAUCAGCGGUGGCUUCAUCCGCAGGGUAACAGACGACGCCCGGGAAAAUGAGAUGGACGAGAACCUGGAACAGGUGGGCGGCAUCAUCGGAAACUUGCGCCACAUGGCCCUCGACAUGGGCAACGAGAUCGACACCCAGAAUCGCCAGAUCGACAGGAUCAUGGAGAAGGCUGACUCCAACAAGACCCGGAUUGACGAGGCUAACCAGCGCGCCACAAAGAUGCUGGGCAGUGGCUAA